Molecule: messenger RNA, 1040 nt
Organism: Siniperca chuatsi (mandarin fish)
Lineage: Eukaryota; Metazoa; Chordata; Actinopteri; Centrarchiformes; Sinipercidae
Product: small lysine-rich protein 1
Exons: 3
Coding region: 142-402 (86 amino acids)
Source: RefSeq, a predicted model, not a curated record
CUACGACAACAGGACAUAAACAAAUGGGGUAUCACUGUCCCAGUUGAAGCCAUUCAGUUGCCACUUACAACAGUGCCAAGUCCAGAACUGAUGGGUAAAUAAUUUCUCAUCAUAUUGGAAGUGACCUUGACAUCUUUCACUAUGCCCACCAAAUCCAGGAAAUCAAGGUCUCACAGUUCUAGGCCCACCAAGAAGACUGGGAGUCCAAAAACACCCAAAAAGAGGUCCUCUAGUGCCAAAUCCACCAAGACCGAGGUGGACAUCCUCAGCCCAGCAGCCAUGGAGAAUGCCUACUACAUUUCUCACAAUGCAGUGGACUGUCUGGAGUUCAGAGGCUUUGGGUGGCCACAUUCAAAGAAGAAGAAAAAGAAGAAGGGAACAAAACGGAAGAAGAAAAAGUAGAUCAUAAUUUUUGCCAAACCUAAGUGAAUUUUUUUCCGCCUUUUGGUUCCUUAAAUUGAAAUGCCUUGCUAAUGGCACCAUCUGGUGGACACAUUUGUAAUGACAACCCAAGUAAACAAAGUUAUGACUGCUGGAACCAGUGCAAUGCAGCAAUAUGUUUUGUUUUUCUUCCAUAAAUUCAUACAGUGCCAGUAAAAUUGAACUUUAUUCAUGAGGCAAAGGCUCUAAAAUUCAUUACCAACAACUUUAUUGUAAGCUGAAUUAUUCAGAAUUGUGUUCUUUAAACUUUGUGGAAUACAAACUGAAGAAUAAUUGCACACUUUGGAGAACAUUAUAUACACCUGAUGUGGAGAUAAUGAACGUCAUGUAUAAGUUAAAAAAAAACAACAGGCCAGCCAACAGUGCCAUAAUACUGGACUGAAAGUGAUCCCACUAGUUCAUUGUAAUAUUCUUUAAAUCCAGUCUUUGCACAAUUUAUCUUAUAAAAAUAGGCUACAAUGAGAACAUGCGUAAGGGAAGAAACAAAUGUGGUUCCAGGCACUGUUAAUAUUCUCAUACAUAUUUUACAUUAUCAAUCCUUUUAUCAAAUGUACGCUCAAUAUACCAUAACCAUGUGAAAUAAAUAGUUUCUCUCCAGA